AUGGCUUUGACUGUGGACCAAGUGUUGGAUCGGAUUGGGAGUCUGGGACUCUACCAGAUUCGCCUCAUUUUUAUUCUGAGCUACAUUGAGUGGGUGAACAUCACCUGGCAGAUACUGGUACCGACCUUUAUCGCUGCUGAACCUAAUUGGCUGUGUGAGACCAAUCACAGCGCGUGUAAUCUGACGGGGGAAUUUAAACCCGGGGAUAAACUGUACGAUGAACGGUGUAAGAUGCCGAGAGAAGCCUGGAAAUUUGCCGAGGGUUACACUUCAGUGGUCACUCAGGUAAGGAAUAAUUAACAAUUAUUGGACGAGGUUGAGCAAGAUAUCGUGAUUUGUCUGUGGCGAGCAGAUCAAUUAUUCGGCUGAGGUAAAUAAUUGAUCUGCGAGACACUGAUAAAUCACGAUAUUUUGCGAUAACCGAGUCCAAUAAUUGUUUUAUCAUUGGAUCACCGAGUUUGUUUUUUUAAUGAAUAUCCUCGGGAAGCGAAGCGAUCUACUAUUUUUACGCAAGAGCGAUCGCAAGAGGGAGAAAAGCACGGUGUCCUUUACGCAUGUGAAGAAUAUUAUUUGCAGCCAAACACAGUUGGACGGCAUUGCGCAUGAGCAGACCAUUAUUUGUAGGCAGUUAUUUGCAGGUCACAUGGUGGGCUCUCGGCCAAUGAAAGGAAAGAAAAAUUUGGUUCGAAUGAUAAUUUAACUUAUUGAUCAUAAUUAUAAUUGUAAGGUUUUAAGCCAGAAUCCCAACCUGAGAAAACAGCCGACAUUUUGAGACGCCACCACUGGUUUCCCCACGAAAUGACGUCUGAGAAACGAGCGCAGAAAUUCCAUACUGAUGGCCGCCAUCGCUAAUUAGCACUGGGUAGUGAUUUUCAUUGGUUGAAGCAAAUUUCCCCCGUGGCACGACCAAUCAGAAGCACUACCCAGAUCUGAGCAGUGACACUUUAUCUGUAUAGAAUUUCGAGGUCGUUUUUGAUGAGAAGCUCAUGUAGACUGAGUGAACAAUUGAUUGAGAUCCGGUAGAAUCAGCGUUACUGUGACUGUUUUAAAUAUAAGAGCGCAAGACCGUGACCCCGCCUCUAGGAAAAAAAAACGAAGGAGUAACAAAGGACUAUCCUCGAAAUCUCCAAUUUUUCUGGCUCUAACACACAGGAAUCCCAACAGAUGUCGCCAGGUUAACGAUCAGACAUCGCGGAAAAUAUUUACGUAAAAAACAAGUAUAGUAACACUAUUCUGAAGAUGUACGACAUUUUUACUUUUCAGUUUGAUUUAGUAUGUGACAAGUCCUUGCUUGGAACAAUUUCUACAUCUGUGAUUUUUGCUGGAUGGCUAGUGGGCGCUUUAGCGGGCGGUGUGUUGGCAGACAAGAUUGGAAGGAAACCUGUCAUGUUUGUGUUUGCAUUCAUGUGCAGUUUCUUUGCACUUCUCGCGGCCUUUCCCAAUGUCUUUUGGCUCUUCAUUGUAUUCCGUCUUCUUGUCGGGAUUAGUAUCGGUAAGCAUAAUACAACAAAAACUGUUUAAAAAUGCAGUGAGCCACUUUAACCAAUUCUUGUUGCUAUGUGUUCACCGGCCUCUUUCCCAGGGCUUUAUUUUUAGAAAAAGGGAGGAGCUGGGAAAGAAAUUGCCGUCCGCUACAAGCAAGUCAGAAGGAAAAAAAAAUUGUCACGGCGUGUCUGUUACCAAGGGAAAGUUCUUUCAAACUACUUGUUACUCGUCAAGAGAUGUAAAAGCUUUUAAGCAUUAACAUCUCUUAAAAAGACCGUCUGACAUCGCGCGCUGUGAGGUUAUGCAUAAUUUGAGCUUUUUAUCGCAUUUUACACAGCGCCAAUUUAUUGCACUAAUGAUUUUAAGGUGUGUGAGGGGACAUGUGACCAGCCGAUGAGGCCUUCCUCCCCCCCCCGCCCCCGCUAUUUUCUAAGGGAAAAGCCCUGGGGAAGAGCUGCUGUCUUCGCCACUGCUUCACUUUGUUUUUCCCUCACAAAUCCCAACAGGGGGUGGGGCAAUGGGAAUCUACGUGUUGGCAACUGAGUUCGUGGGGGUGAGGCACCGUCAUGUGGCUGGUACAUCACUAUGGUACUCCUGGGCUCUGUCACUAGUCAUGUUAGCUGGUAUGGCAUAUGGAUUGCGUGACUGGAGGCACCUGUCCAUUACCUGUGCGGCACCUGGGCUUAUUGUCCUUAUAGGCUGGUGGUAAGUCACGCAUUCUUCACGUACAGUAGUGACGACUUUCUGGCUCGAGCCAAGGUCGAGUAACUAUAGAGCCUCUUCACUCGCUUGGCCUGUAGCAAUGCAAAUGUUUUGGGGAAAAAGAAAGUUUUUACAUAAAAAAAAGGUUCACCUCCCACGGGAUUGGUUUGGGAUACCAACAUGGUCGCCGUUUCAAUGUUUCGGGACACCAAAAUGGUGGACAGAAAGUUAUGUCUGGUGAAAACGCUCUAUAUUGGAUGACCAGAUCGCUCUCCAGUUUAUUAUAACGGCCAUCUCUUACUGAUAAAUAUUUUUUUGGAAGGAAACCGAAUGAAUUUCAGCCUAGAUACUAUUGAGAGGACAGAAAGAACAAACUGAACUCUUUCACAUCACGAUAUCUUGUCAUACGAACUCUUAAAAGUCGAAAAAUCAUCAAACCUUGAAACUUCUUUGUUUUCCUUUUGAAAUACAGUCUUUCAGAUCUCUUAGUAGAAAAAAAUUAUAACUGAAAAUACUUUGUUAAUUUCAGCUCAGUUUUGGUCUAAAAAUACAGUAGUCACAGUAACAAAGCUCCUUAAAAAUUUUCAGUUUCAUUUUAAACUUUUUCUGUUAAGUCUAUUUCUCAGCGGUUUUUAAGAUGUUAAACUAGGGCGUUUCUGAGCAUUAAAGUAAUAUUUCAGAUCUUAGUUUCUGCAAUUUUCUUUGUUGAGACCCGGCUAUUUCCCAGUCUGGCGAAUACCAAAUUUGUAUUUCGAAACAAUCCUUCUCCCUCUUUCAUUACUCCAUUCUACGUUUUUUUUCCCGGACGGGGGAUACUCCUUAUAACUGUCUAUACCGGGAGGCUGCAUCCGAAAAGGGCACCUUUUUCAGGCCUCAGGGGGAAAUCCUUCAUUUUGGUCUGUAAUAUAACCUGAAAGGGCAACAGAAGGUUUUUUGGCUGUGGAAAGUCGAGAAAAUUUUCUAGUUUUGUGAUUUAUUCAUAUUUAAAAGAAAGUGCAUUUACAGCAGUUAAAAGGGAUAAAGUAGUUCUAAACUAGUUAUUUGAAAGGGGUACCAUCUGUCAAUGAAAGGUAUCCGAAAGGGAUACCUUUUCCGUGUCAAAAAUGGUAUGUAAAAGGGUAAAGUGUUGGACCUCUGGGCAGAGCCAACCCGCCUAAAACUUUGUUAAAUUCCCCCCGGGCAUUUUUUUUAUGCAGGUUUACUCCUGAAUCAUGUUCUAUAAACAACGACUUUCCUUUUGAGUUUCUUUGGCUCCUUUAGGACGCUUUGUAGCGGUGCUGAUUGUUCUUUUUCAUAGGUCUUCUCGGAGAAAUAUUGGGCUCACGACUGCCCUUCCAAGUCGAAUUGGGCGACGUAAGAGAUUUGUUUGCAAGUAAAAAAAUGUGCCACAGGACACUUGUAUCCUGGUAUGCCUGGUAAGUGGAUCAUAAAUGAAACUUUAUUGAACCAACACUGGAUGUUUUUUCGGGGUGUGCUUGUAAUUUAUCUUGUCCAAGAGCCUAGUUACCCUCGUCCAGUGGAAUGGGUAAAGAACUCUGAUAUAGAAAGUUCGGAGUCCCUGGAGACUAGCCUGCGUCGCAACCUGAUUUGCAAAUCGACAAUGGCUUGUUAACAGACCAAUCAUGACGAGUACUUAAAUCGUGGUACGUAGGUGGGGUCCCAGAACAAGGACUUCGGUGCUGUUUCGAGAAGGUCUCAGUCACCAGAGUUUACAGUUGAACCCCUCAACAACGGUCACCUUGGGGACAGAGGAAAGUGGCCGUUGUAGAGAGGUUGAAACAAGAGUCAAUGUAUGGACUGUCCGCCAAAAAAGGUGGCUGUUGUCGAGAGGUGUCAAGAGGCGGUAGUUUCAUCUGUAAUCUAGGCUGAUGGAUACGAACUGACCUGAAAGCGUAUUUGAACGACGCAGCUUCCCUUUGAGUACAACGAUGCUCCGUUGUGAAAACCUCGUCAGAGCUCUUUCCUUAAUACCAAGAUGUUAUUACCAUAGAAGAAGUAUAAGUUUAAAAGCGAACGAAACUUUGGUUUUAUGACCUUGUUUAGCAAAAGAUUGGAUAAAAGGUAUAAAAAUUUUCUGCGCAGACCACAAAACGUUUGAAAAGAUCCGUUCGCCUGAGCGCCCAACACGAUGAAGAAUUUAAGGGAAACCUCCACCCUUAUCUAAGAGUUCCACCAAAACUCUUUCAAUACUUUUCUUGGUGUUCUUUUUAGGUUUGUAAACGCAAUGGUCUACUAUGGGGUAUCCUUCAGUACUCCAACACUUGGCGGUAACAUGUAUUUGAACUUCUUCCUGGCCUCAAUCAUUGAAAUUCCAGCCAAUUAUGUCAGCAUCUGGGCCAUGGGAAAGUAAGUCGACAGCGCCCUUCUCAAUCUUGAAAAAGAUUACCUCUUUCAGUUUGUAAUUGUAAGAGCAGCAUUGAGAACAGUGUCUGGAAAGGGUGGUCGUGAUCCCGCAUUCCCGUCCUUUUUCACGAUAAUCUCAAAUCCCGAACUUCUUUCAUCGCUAUCCCGAAUAUCAUUUCUUUCCCAAUCCGCUUUUGAGCGCAAAUUUUGGCGAAUCCCGCUUCUCGGGUAGCAGUAUCCCGUUAACGUUUACCGAAUCCCGCACUCUAUUUGGUCAAAUCCUGGAUCCCGAGAAUACCUUUCUAGACCCUGUGAGAACGCUGAGACAUAUGUGUUUAAUCAAAUCUAUAGCGCAAGAACGAAUGAUUAACAAUUCCUUGACGUAAAUAUUUGUUGCGUUUCAUCGCAGGAUUGGUCGCAAAAAGUCACUUGUGUAUUUCAUGAUCUUAGCCUCCAUAGCCUCGGUUGGUGCUGUGUUAUUUACGAUGUAUGAUCCUGGCAACGACAAAUGUAAGUGACUGUUUCCAAAGCUGCCUUGCUAUCUUCCCAUAUUAGGAAUUAAGCUGUGGAUUUCGGAUUCCUUGAGCUGAAUUCCGGAUUUCGCAAGCAAAAGUUUCCCGGAUUCAGGAAUCCGAUUGACAUACAUAGGGUGAUCGCUACCCCAGGGAGGAGGGGGGGGGGGAGGUUACUUGGAUUAAUUUUAGCUGGGUAUGUGCCACUGGGCUCUCAGAACCCCUAUCCGAUUAUAGUCUACUCUGUGGCCAAAUAUAGACUCCAUCUUAGUCACUUUUGGGAAAAUGUAAUUUUCACGAUGCCAACUUGGUAACUUUCUGCUUAUGCAUCCUACUUAUAAAGCCUUUUAACUAGAUCAUCUUGAAAUGAAUUGACACAUUGGUUAAACUUAAUGAAGUAAAAAUCUUCCCAUUUUAAAUCCCUACCUACCUGAAUUUUCUGAUCCCCCAAAUCCCAUGUGCGAUUCCAUCCUAGUAGCUCUAAACAAAAUGCCAUCCCAUUAUAGUCAAUCCAGCGGUGAAAAUGCGACCCCAUCAAGCGGCACAUCCCCAUUAGCCUAUCACUAGGAAGUACCCCCCCCCCCCGGGGAUCGUAGCAAUAAUCGAUAAUCUUUGAGGAGUCACUAGAUACCAGUUAUCUGAAAAAAUUUCAUUGACUCUUUUUUUAUUUCAGGUUUUGCCGCAGGUCGUAUUAUCAUGGCGCUGGCAGCUAAGUUUUUCGUGUUCAUUUCCUUCGCUGCGGUUUAUGUGUUCUCGACGGAGCUGUUCCCUACGGUUAUUAGGUGAGACGGUGGACAGACUCGAAAAUUAUACGCGUUUUUCUCUAGCUGAGUAUGGAUGGUCAAAACCAUGCGAAAUCGCUACUAUGGACGAAGAGCUUUCGAUUCGUUUUUGUUAUCAUGAAAACAAAGGUUUUCGAAAACGCAUUUGUCGUGGACAGUGACUUGUCUGAUGAUCCUCUACUGAUCUUCAAUAUAUUCUUUGCAACCUGACCAACCUUUCAUGUUUUGUUCUCUUUUCAGAAACGUAGGAAUGGGUACCUCUACUUCGGUAGCCAGAUUGGGUUCUUUUGCUUCUCCAUAUGUCGUUCAUCUGGUUCGUGAAAUUAGUGAUAAACUUUUUAUUUAUAUUUUUCCCUAAACUUUGUUUAAUUACUACAGUGCACAAUUCGCCACUAUAGAAACGAGAAAGGAAAUGGAGCCGAAAUGAGUCCCGCAAUAGGCGCGCGCCGCUCAGCUAUUGGCCAAUUUUUUUCCUGUCCUUAGUCACAGUCCCAGAAGUCUUUGCGAAAGUUAACUCGGCUCAGUUCCCUUCUCGUUUCUAAAGUGGCGAAUAACUGAAUACCCUGGGUACCAGAGGUUUUUCUCGCGUGCGGCGGGAAUUUUCGGUGCUGGCCGAAGGUCGACACAUCUUCGGUCGAAAGCCGAAGCCGCGAGAAAAAGCGUUUCGCGCGGGUCACUAUUAAGACUUGACAGAAACUGGAAACCGCGCUAGAAAAGUCUCUGGCACCCAGGAUAAUAACUGAAUGACACAGCAGAAAUUCAGUAUUAUAGUUCUCAAUGAAUUUUUUUUCUUAUGUUCCUUGUUGAAAAUUAUCGAUUUAUGUUAAACUGGUCAACGUUAAAGGCAAUCCACGGAUAACUGGCGAGCCUUCAAAGAAAAUGAAUGAACCUGUAGCAGUCAACUAAUUAUGAAAAAAAAAAGCAAAAAUAUGUAAACAACUCUUCGGCGAACAUAGCGAUAGUAGUGACGAUACGAUUAUCUUUGUAGAUGGACUUCAGUUUUAUCUUUAGAAGUGUAGUGUCCAUAAGAUCACUGGACUCACUUUGGAAUUUUUAUUUCAUUUUAAGUUACCUUAAGAAUUAAUUGACGAAUCAAUAAUCAGUUAUGAAAGGCUUUUGGAAUACUGUAUUUGUUGUAGUCUUGCCAAUAAAGCUUGUUAUUGUUGUUGUCUACGGGGAUCGUAGCGAUAAAAUAGGCAUUUCCGGGUUUUAAAACGAGGCUAAGUGCAAAGCCUUUCUUGCGAAAAAGAUUUUUAUAAACAUGAGAAUGGAAAAUCAUUUUCAUGGAAUUGAAAUGGCCUUUUGACUACCAUGCUUUACUCCGUGUUUGUAAGAGUGUUUAUUUCUCCCAUAUAGAGCCGAGUGCAUCCGCUCCUCCCCUACGGAAUCAUGGGAGCCAAGGCGUUGCUUGCGAGUAUACUCUGCAUGACAUUACCAGAGACAAAGGGACUGCCAACCGCUGAAACAAUGGACUCUGAACAAGGUAUAGAGCUGGGGAUACAGAAUGUCGCCAUGGAGGAUACCGUGUUAAACGACGAAAAAGAAAAGGUACAGGAAAAGGAGAAACAAUUGGAAGAGGAGAAAAUGAGUGAGAAAAUGCAGGAAGUAAAGGAAGAAGUGAAAGACAAGAAUAAAGAUAAUAACAAUGUUGGACAAGACCCAGAUGAAGGAGGGAAUACGCACGAAGAUACGAAUACAGCAAAUGGUGAAGUAGCGGGAAACCACGCGAAUCUUGGUUAUAACACUGCUUUUUAA
This is a messenger RNA of Porites evermanni, 7579 nucleotides long. NCBI's taxonomy places the organism in Eukaryota, Metazoa, Cnidaria, Anthozoa, Scleractinia, Poritidae. The record is from the annotation of a GenBank genome assembly.